Messenger RNA from Mus caroli (Ryukyu mouse), 4308 nucleotides. It is a transcript of the gene Ano4, whose product is annotated as anoctamin 4. NCBI's taxonomy places the organism in Eukaryota, Metazoa, Chordata, Mammalia, Rodentia, Muridae. Gene Ontology annotation, cellular component: plasma membrane. The record is from RefSeq and is a predicted model, not a curated record. Gene Ontology annotation, biological process: chloride transmembrane transport. Gene Ontology annotation, molecular function: intracellularly calcium-gated chloride channel activity; protein dimerization activity.
CAGUUCCUUCCACUCCAAAGAGGCUCCUUCCCUACCCCAAACCUUGCUUUCCAAAGCCUAGCCUGCUGCCCCCGCCCCCCUACCCCAUGCCGCCCCUGCACCCGGUGGGGAGGACCUGUCCUAGGAGUGAUGCUCUGAGACUGUGGUGAAAUUGGUCCCCGGCUGGCUGCUUUCACUCCGGCUUGCUUGCUCUCCGGAGAGUCCUGUUCCAGACUUCUCGGGGGUUUUACAGCACAAACAACUGCAUGCGGGCUGGAGGGGAGGCGGAAAGGACUUGUGUGUGGAGGGCUUUGCUGCCUCCCAUCACUUUGCCGAGGUUCGCGGUGAAUUUCUGUCUACCACAGACACCGAGGAAGGAUCCUUUCUCCUUCUGUUGACUCUUUCUAUUUUUAUGCUGGAUACUAUCCUGUUGAGUAAAAGCACCACAUUUUCAUUAUCAAUUCAUCUAUUCAUCGACAUCUAGAACACUUCCAUUUCUUGACUAUUGUGAACAAAGCAGCAAUGAAAAUGGAUGAACAGGUUUAAGUUUAUCUAUUCAUGGGGCUGAAAAGCGCUUGCAAAUCCAUCAACGGCGAAGUGUGGCAAGCCGCCCAGGGUCACGUCGUCGCCUGCCUGUGGUCAGGCAUUCCUCACUCCCACCAGGCAGACGGUCAAUAAAAAUGGAGGCCAGCUCUUCUGGAAUCACUAAUGGAAAAAAUAAAGUUUUCCACGCAGAAGGUGGACUGGAUUUGCAAAGCCAUCAGCUGGAUAUGCAAAUACUGCCCGACGGCCCAAAGAGCGAUGUGGACUUUUCAGAGAUUCUUAAUGCAAUACAAGAAAUGGCCAAGGAUGUCAAUAUUCUUUUUGAUGAACUUGAGGCUGUCAACAGCCCUUGCAAAGAUGACGAUUCUCUGCUUCACCCUGGAAAUCUGACGAGCACUUCGGAGGACACCAGCAGGCUAGAAGCAGGGGGAGAGACAGUGCGAGAACGAAACAAAUCCAAUGGACUUUACUUUAGAGACGGAAAAUGUCGAAUUGACUACAUUCUUGUGUACAGAAAAUCCAACCCUCAGACUGAAAAGAGAGAAGUGUUCGAAAGAAAUAUUAGAGCAGAAGGAUUACAAAUGGAGAAAGAGUCCUCUCUAAUAAAUAGUGACAUUAUCUUUGUGAAGUUGCAUGCCCCAUGGGAAGUCCUUGGAAGAUAUGCAGAGCAAAUGAAUGUACGGAUGCCUUUCAGGAGAAAAAUCUAUUACCUGCCCCGCCGGUACAAGUUCAUGAGCAGGAUCGAUAAACAAAUAAGCAGGUUCCGGAGAUGGUUACCUAAGAAGCCAAUGAGGCUGGACAAGGAGACACUGCCAGACCUGGAAGAGAAUGACUGCUACACUGCCCCUUUCAGCCAACAAAGGAUCCAUCACUUCAUCAUACACAACAAAGACACUUUCUUCAACAAUGCCACAAGAAGCAGAAUCGUGCAUCAUAUUUUACAAAGAAUAAAGUACGAGGAAGGAAAGAAUAAAAUCGGUCUGAACCGCUUGCUUACCAAUGGCUCCUAUGAAGCUGCCUUUCCCCUGCAUGAGGGAAGUUACAGGAGUAAAAACUCCAUUAAAACCCAUGGAGCUGUAAACCACCGACAUCUACUGUAUGAGUGCUGGGCCUCCUGGGGCGUGUGGUACAAGUACCAGCCUUUGGAUCUUGUCAGGCGAUAUUUUGGAGAGAAGAUUGGACUGUAUUUCGCCUGGCUGGGCUGGUACACAGGCAUGCUCUUCCCUGCAGCCUUCAUUGGGUUGUUUGUCUUCUUGUAUGGAGUCACCACUCUGGAUCACUGCCAAGUCAGUAAAGAAGUCUGCCAAGCAACAGAUAUCAUCAUGUGUCCUGUAUGUGACAAAUACUGUCCAUUCAUGAGGCUAUCAGACAGCUGCGUCUAUGCCAAGGUGACCCACCUUUUUGACAAUGGGGCCACUGUGUUCUUUGCUGUGUUCAUGGCAGUCUGGGCUACUGUUUUCCUGGAAUUCUGGAAGAGACGCCGAGCAGUGAUCGCUUAUGACUGGGAUCUGAUUGACUGGGAAGAAGAGGAGGAAGAAAUACGACCCCAGUUUGAAGCCAAGUAUUCCAAGAAAGAGCGGAUGAAUCCCAUUUCGGGAAAGCCAGAACCUUAUCAAGCAUUUACUGAUAAAUGCAGCAGACUUAUCGUUUCUGCAUCAGGAAUAUUCUUCAUGAUCUGCGUGGUGAUCGCUGCUGUGUUCGGGAUCGUCAUUUACAGGGUGGUGACUGUGAGCACGUUCGCUGCCUUUAAGUGGGCAUUAAUCAGGAAUAACUCUCAGGUUGCAACCACAGGGACUGCAGUAUGCAUCAACUUUUGUAUCAUUAUGCUGCUGAAUGUGCUCUAUGAAAAAGUCGCACUCCUUCUAACAAAUCUGGAACAGCCUCGCACAGAAUCCGAGUGGGAGAACAGCUUUACCUUGAAAAUGUUUCUUUUUCAGUUUGUCAAUCUGAACAGCUCCACUUUUUACAUCGCAUUCUUCCUCGGAAGAUUUACAGGACACCCAGGUGCCUACUUGAGAUUGAUAAACAGGUGGAGGCUAGAAGAGUGCCACCCUAGCGGAUGCCUUAUUGAUCUCUGCAUGCAAAUGGGUAUUAUAAUGGUGCUAAAGCAGACCUGGAAUAAUUUCAUGGAACUUGGCUACCCGUUAAUUCAAAAUUGGUGGACUAGAAGAAAAGUCCGACAAGAACAUGGGACUGAAAGGAAAAUAAAUUUCCCACAGUGGGAAAAGGACUACAAUCUUCAGCCGAUGAAUGCCUAUGGACUCUUCGAUGAAUACCUGGAAAUGAUCCUUCAGUUUGGAUUCACGACUAUCUUUGUGGCAGCUUUUCCUCUAGCACCGCUUCUGGCCUUACUGAAUAACAUCAUUGAAAUCCGACUUGAUGCUUAUAAGUUUGUUACUCAGUGGAGAAGGCCUUUGGCUUCGAGAGCCAAAGACAUUGGAAUUUGGUAUGGAAUUCUCGAAGGCAUCGGGAUUCUGUCUGUUAUUACGAAUGCAUUUGUCAUAGCAAUAACAUCCGACUUCAUCCCUCGCUUAGUAUAUGCUUAUAAAUAUGGACCUUGUGCAGGCCAAGGAGAAGCUGGGCAAAAGUGCAUGGUUGGCUAUGUGAAUGCCAGCUUGUCUGUGUUCCGAAUUUCUGACUUUGAAAAUCGGUCAGAGCCAGAGUCUGAUGGCAGUGAGUUCUCAGGAACCCCUCUGAAGUACUGCAGAUAUCGAGACUACCGGGACCCUCCUCACUCUUUGGCACCCUACGGCUACACACUGCAGUUCUGGCAUGUCCUCGCAGCUCGGCUGGCUUUUAUCAUUGUGUUUGAGCACCUCGUGUUUUGUAUAAAGCACCUCAUUUCCUAUCUGAUACCAGACCUCCCGAAAGAUCUAAGGGACCGGAUGAGGAGAGAGAAGUACUUGAUCCAGGAGAUGAUGUAUGAGGCUGAGCUGGAGCGCCUCCAGAAAGAACGGAAGGAGAGGAAGAAGAACGGAAAAGCACAUCACAAUGAGUGGCCAUGACAAGGUGACAGCUGAUUUUCGGGCGAAAGACCUGAAUUUUGUUUACUUCUGGCAGUGCAAAAAAGCACAUUCAAGUGAAUGACCAGCAGCGCACGCGCAGUGCAUGCUGCGGACACCGCCGCGCAGCCGCAGACAGGGCGGCAGCGAGGAGAUGGCCGACUGAGGUGGAGUCCCGCUGUUGUGAAAUCACGCUGCAGUCCAGCACACAAUUGCUAUCUAUCCAUAGACCAUUCUUGACCGAGCAAGCAUGCACGUUAUGGGCAGUUACAUUCUCAAGUUUUUAAAACCAAGGGGAGACUUGUAUACUGGGCCUGUUUUUUUAGCCUGUUUGCUACCUUUUUUGCAUUCUAUCCCAUGUGAAUUUUACAGACACUGGGCUUAAAAAGGGUAUUUGGACACCUGGAAACAUUCCUAGAAUGUCCUAUUCUACAUCACCAAAUGACACAGAGAAGACCCUGUUUACAACUUUUUCUUUCUUUUUAAGUUCAGAUCUUUCUGAAGAGAUUAUUCUAUAUGACAUAUCUAUAGCUAUGUGGAUGGCCAUAGAUGUAUUUCUGUGUGUACAUAUGUAUAGACAUGUAUUCCUACAUAUGUACAUACAAAUGCAGAGGUAUAUUAAGUACAUAAGAAUUCCUUACUUGUAAAUAGCCAAAAAAAAAUAAAAAAAUAAAAAACAGUACUGACAUGAAUGAUGAAUUUUCACAUUUAAAGAGUCACCAACAUGAAGCCAUGUUUAAUUGCUUGUAUAAUGUGACACAAUAGAGUUUAAAAUAAAUUUAUG